Python bivittatus (Burmese python) is the source of this 978-nucleotide messenger RNA. The record is from RefSeq and is a predicted model, not a curated record. Lineage: Eukaryota; Metazoa; Chordata; Lepidosauria; Squamata; Pythonidae.
GCAAGCAGAGGGCGGGGUGUGUGUGUGUGUGCCUCUUUCACUAGCAAAGGCUGAUAGAAUACAGGGCGAACCUUCAUUGAUGCUGGCAACUGCAACUGGAAUGCAACUGGGUUUAUUUGCUUAAUCACUGGGAAGGGGCCAAUACAUUUUGAGUCCAGUUUCCUGGAAGGCCUCACAGAAGUCAAAAACUUUGUAGAAAGCCACACCAAAACCCCUUCUGCAAUUCUAGCUCUCUUUUGUCUGUGUGCAUCUGCUGCUUUUUUGUAUGUUUUUGCUAUUUCCAGCUGUUCCUUUAAGAGGCUUUGGGCCUCUUGUGUAGGAAAUCUGUGGCAUGAGGAACAGCACUUUCUUUUCUGGUUGAUGGCAAGAUCCGUUCCUUUAACUGGAGAAUUUACUACAAUGCAGAAAAAGUUUCUGGACAACCUCUCACAUGGUGGAAUACCCAGGACCAUGCAACCGUCCCUCCAAAUCUUCUUCUUCUUUGAAUUUCUAAGGACAGUUGCCACUCUGGAGUAUGAAGUUUGUUCUGACAUUGGCACCAACUGUACUGGCAAUAUGAAGACCUGUGAUGAUCAAAAAAACACCUGUGUCAUCAUUUUAAUUCAUAGUACUCUAGAGGACACAGUGAUGCAGACUGUGGCCAAGGGGUAUGAAUCCAAAGAGGUCUGCAAAACUCUGAAAAGCCACCUGAAUAUGGGGCAAGGGAAAAUCCUGCAAGCAAGUUUGAUUUGCUGCACUAAGGAUGCCUGUAAAACAGCCAGACCUCAACAUGGCAUGCUUUGGGACUUGGCCAUGAAAGGCUGUACCACCAAGUCCACGUGCAAAUCAAUAAACCGUGGACAAAUGUCCAUUCUGCAAGGUCGCAAUACAGUAAUUAUAACAUCCAGAUGUUCACUGGCCACUUCUAAGGGGGUUUACCUCAAUAAAUUCUUCCUGCUGAACUUUGCUGGAUUCCUGUUUCUGCAGACCUUCUUCUAA